AGUGUGUGCAUUAACUCAAGGCAAUGUACCGGCUGCAAUAUUAGACUAUAAACUGAUGCUCUACAGAGGGGCUGUGAGUACACUGAAAUAACAAAAGUGUAGUAGAAAAGUGCAGUUAUUUUUAUCAGCUUUGGAUACCAUUACAUGGCAGUUCAAUUAACCCACUGUCUGCUACAAAUUCUGCAAAGAAGCACUGUGCGACGUGUUGCAAGGGCAUCUUGGCAGCGGAAGGAUUUUAGAGAUUAUUUAAAAAGUAAGGAAUCUUGUAAUAUUGGUUUUUAGCCCCUGGCAAAGAUAGGUAUGUUUCGUUUUUUGGUCCCCGCCUUUCCAGUGGUGGGAACCAAUCACAUCGGUCUUGGAAAAGAUGUAGUUAGUUUGAGAAAAGCUUCGCCUUAAAGGCAUGGGGAUCAGGGCAGGGAACAGAGCAUCAUUCAGAUAGAAGAACAGAGGCUCUAUUACUGACACACGACGGAGCCAGCUCACCUCCUUCCACUAAGACUCAAGUGAUUCAGUGAAGUUAACAGGCACCAUGAGUGAUGACCAAAGCUUGUCCGAAGUAGAGAUGAGCCCUGUUGGGUCUGAGGAUCCCUCCCUGACUCCAGACCCGCUUCCCCCUCAUGCUCACUCCAGUCCAGAUGAUGAUGAUGAUGAUGAUGAAGAAGAAGAAGAAGAAACAAAAGUAAAGAAAGAGCAGGAUUCAGAGGAUGAGAGGUUUCCUGUGUGCAUUCGUGAAGCAGUCUCACAGGUGUUAAAUGGCUACGACUGGACAUUGGUUCCUAUGCCUGUAAGGGUCAAUGGUGGCAGCAAAUCUAAGCCUCACGUUAAGCGGCCAAUGAAUGCCUUUAUGGUAUGGGCCCAGGCUGCACGCCGGAAACUGGCUGACCAGUACCCACAUUUACACAAUGCAGAGCUUAGCAAGACUCUGGGUAAACUUUGGAGACUAUUGAAUGAGAAUGACAAGAGACCCUUUAUAGAGGAGGCUGAGAGGCUGCGAAUGCAGCAUAAGAAGGACCACCCAGAUUACAAGUACCAGCCUCGUAGACGGAAGAAUGGAAAACCCAGCCCUGGAGAAGGAGAUGGGUCCUCUGAAGCCGAGGGUGGAGCUGCCUCCAUACAAGCACAUUACAAAAACUCCCAUCUAGAUCACCGACAUGGUUCUCCCAUGUCUGAUGGAAAUUCAGAGCACUCUACAGGUCAAAGUCAUGGACCCCCUACCCCACCAACAACACCAAAGACAGAGCUUCAGGCAGGAAAGUCUGAUGGCAAGAGGGAUGGUUCUCAUGCAUUGAGAGAAGGUGGAAAACCUCAAAUUGAUUUUGGAAAUGUGGAUAUAGGUGAGAUCAGCCAUGAUGUCAUGUCCAAUAUGGAGACAUUUGACGUAAAUGAAUUUGACCAGUACCUUCCACCUAAUGGUCAUGCUGGGCACCCAAGUCACAUUGGGGGCUACACCUCCAGCUAUGGCCUCACUGGAGCUCUAGCAGCUGGUCCAUCUGCUUGGGCUCUGGCGAAGCAACACUCUCAAACUGUGGCAGACUCUAAAGCUCAAGUGAAAACAGAAAGCUCAAGUACCAGCCAUUAUACAGAGCAACCCUCUACAUCUCAGCUGACCUACACUUCACUUGGCCUUCCACAUUAUGGUUCAGCAUUUCCCUCCAUCUCCAGGCCACAGUUUGAUUAUGCUGACCAUCAGCCAUCAAGUUCUUAUUACAGCCAUUCGGCCCAAGCCUCAAGUCUCUAUUCAGCCUUUUCCUACAUGGGACCUCCUCAACGUCCACUCUACACUGCAAUAUCUGAUCCUCCAAGUGUAGCUCAGUCACAUAGCCCUACACAUUGGGAACAGCCAGUCUAUACUACACUUUCAAGACCAUGAAGAGAACAGACGAACAUAAAUAGGGAUGGACAAGUCCUGGAGAGCAAUAUGCUCCAGCAGGGUUCUUUUGUAGCUCAUAACCCGGGCGGAAUCUGGAUUCCAAGGGUAUCAGUAAACCCUAGUAGCUGUUUUUUUACAGACCCUUUGAAAAGACUUUGACUGGUUAUUCUUUUCAAAAAAGACAUAAACAUAGUAGGGGUAGCAUAGCAGGGCAAUGCAGGGAUGGGGGAAGGGAAUGCAAUGUAUACAAAGUUUAUGGACUUUUGUCUCUUGUACAAAGGGAGGAAGCUGCAACAUUUGCUAUACCUGUGUUUUUGAUCCUAGAUACUGAAGUGACAUUGGAAGAUUUGGUACCUACACCUUUUGGGCGAUAAAAACAAAAGCCUCUGACAGCCAACCAAAAGCAGCUUGACUACUUACAGAACUAACCUGGGCUGCUAAACUGUAUGAAAUAAGGGACAGCAUAAGGUUUCUUAUCUUGGGUAUUGACAUGAAAGUUAGUCAACAAAUAAGUAUAAUGCAUGUUAGAAUCUGAAAAAUGAAGUUAUUUCUAGCAGAGUCCUCUUGUUUCUAGGGUCUUCAAACCGAAGCAUAUGAUGGACACAGCAUAGUCAUACUCAAAAAAAACCCUGCAAACUUUAUCCAUUGUACUGUGAACACAGCAUGCAAAUUAAUAUGUCAGAAUCUGGCUGGAAAACACAUCACUAGAAAACAAACACUAUGUACACCUUUUACAUGGUCAGUUGGCCAUAAUUUUCCAGGGUAGAAAGUUCCAAUAACUGCUUUUCAUGCUGUAAAUAAUAUCAUACGGUCAGAAGGAUCUAAGUUGUUGCAUGCCAAAUGUGUCAUUAUAACAUUUUAGAACCAAUCAGCAUUUUGAAGGGAAAGGAUCCGUUGGACCACUUUUCUCUGAUUUGUCAAUUCGUUCACUGCUCAUUCAUGAUCCAUUGGAAAAUAUAAGUUAGAGAAAUGCAACAUUAUCGGAGAACAAUUUAGAAGUGUACCAGACAAACAUCCUUUUAGAAUGGUAGAGCCAGGAGUCCGAACACAAAAGUAAUGAUUUUUUAACUUGAAGCUUUUGUUCACACUGAUCUCCUGUGCAAUACUCAAACAGCUGAGAGGUAGCAUUUCAGUCCAUAAGAACAAAUACUAUGACCUGCUGUUUACAUAAUGACCCCCCAAUUAUUUGUCAAUUCAUCUUUAACAUUCACAACAGUCAGACGUAUCGCAGAUGGCAAACGAUGAUCUCUUUCAAAUGACUGCUCAUAUUAAGGAUUCUCUGCAGUAGACAUUAUCAACUCUCUUAUGCUACUUAAUAGAAAUAUUUCCAGCGUGGGAAAUACAGAGGAUACUAUGAAGUAUGUUUUUCAGGAUGAAAAAAUGGGAAAAAAAAAGUAGAGACAAUGUGUAAAUAUAAAACUAUAUAUUCGUAUAUAUAUAUCUAUUUUUAUUUGUUUUGGGGGCAGCAAUGUAAAGGCCGGUGCUUCUAAUCCUGUGGGUAGCAGAGAGGAUUAUAUAGAACUGGGCCACUGGAUUAAACCAAACCAGUGAACUUUGGGUUUAACAUUUUUUUUGGGGGGGGGGGGCGGGUUUUGUUACGAAGAGGGACAGAAAUCCAUUAACCCAUUUGGAGUUACUUCUUUUAAUGCUUUGCUGUAUACAAAUAUUAACUCCGAUGUAUAACAUAAGUUGUCCCUUCCUCCAUCACUUUUCAUUCAUUUAGCAAAAUGAUUGUUUUUGCCAUUAUUUCAUAUAUAUGUAACUGUAUGUUUGUUAUUUAUGUAAAUAUUAUCUUACCCAAUUCUGGUAAUUUCUUUAACUGUUCAUAAACAUAUUCAAGAUAUAUAUUGAAUUAAAAAAAAAAAAAAGAUUCAGAGUCGGUGUGGUAGA
Xenopus laevis (African clawed frog) is the source of this 3760-nucleotide messenger RNA. It is a transcript of the gene sox10.L, whose product is annotated as SRY-box 10 L homeolog. The transcript has 4 exons. The record is from RefSeq and is a predicted model, not a curated record. Bases 530 to 1870 code for a protein of 446 amino acids. Lineage: Eukaryota; Metazoa; Chordata; Amphibia; Anura; Pipidae. Gene Ontology annotation, cellular component: cytoplasm; nucleus. Gene Ontology annotation, biological process: neural crest formation; morphogenesis of an epithelium; neural crest cell migration. Gene Ontology annotation, molecular function: DNA-binding transcription factor activity, RNA polymerase II-specific; RNA polymerase II cis-regulatory region sequence-specific DNA binding.